Molecule: messenger RNA, 9274 nt
Organism: Stegostoma tigrinum
Lineage: Eukaryota; Metazoa; Chordata; Chondrichthyes; Orectolobiformes; Stegostomatidae
Product: abl interactor 2
Exons: 12
Coding region: 1224-2915 (563 amino acids)
Cellular component (GO): lamellipodium
Molecular function (GO): SH3 domain binding
Source: RefSeq, a predicted model, not a curated record
UUAUCAGCUGCUGGAGUACCUGUUUUCUCACUAUUAUAGUGGUCUUUUGCUGCGGUGUGCAACUGUUCUGAGGGUACUGUAUAUGUUGGUUGCCAGGAAUGAUAAAAAUUACGAGGUUAUGAUUGUUGCUAGGGUGAGUGCUGGUUUUGUGGAAUGAUGGUUCCUAUAGUGAGUACGAGUAGGACAAUAGUUGUUAGAGGUAGACUGUUUCCUGAUUGACAGGGCGAUUACUUGUUUCGAGGGGGGUUGAUGAUUGCUUUGAUAAGUGCUGGUUACUAGGUGUAUGAUGUUUGCUAAGCUGAAUGCUGGUUGUUAAGCUUGAUUCUGGUUGUUGGGAUGAUUGAUAAUUGCUAGGAUGAAUGCUGGUUCCUGAAGGAAUGCUUAAAGGUUGCUUGGGGGAACUGCCGGUUCCUGAAGGGAUGAUUGAAGGUUGCCAUCGUGAAUGCUGGUUACGAGCAGAAUUCUGGUUGCUUGGAAAAAUUAUGGAUUCUUGGGGAGAUGAUGGUUGCAUGAGAUCUGUUUGUCAAGGUGUGUUAGUUUCUGGAAUAAUUAUGAUCCACAGCGUGUGUUGUUGCUAGGGUGUGUGGGCGUGUUCCUGGUGUAUAGUGGUUGCUAGGAUGAUUGCAGACUGUUAUAGUGCUUGCUGGUUGCUAAGGGAAUGAUAGUUGCUAGGGUGAGUGCUCUUUGCUGGUGAUAAUAAUGGCUGCUAUAUUGAGUGCUGGUUGCAAGCAUGAGUGCUCGUUGCUCGGGCAAUGAUAUUGGUAGAGUCAAUGCUGGUUGCGAGGGGAGAUGAUCACAGCUAAGUUGAGUGCUGGAUCUUUUGGAUCAGUGCUGGUUGAUGGGGUGAAUGAUAGUUGCUAGGGUGCGCUGGUUGCCGGGCGGGUGAUGGUCGCUAGGAUGAGUGGUGGUUACUACGGAGAAUGUUGGUUGCUAGGCUGUUUGCUAAGAAGGAUCCUGGUUGCUAGGGGAAUGAUGGUUGCUGGGGUGUUGGUUGCUAAGGGAGAUCUUGGUUGUUCGAGUUGCCAUGCAGGGCUGUAUAUGCGUGUGUGUGUGAGAGAGAGAGAGAACAGUAGGGGGAGGGGGGUUUGGUGUGUGGUUUGAGGGGUGUGAGGGCAGGCUUUCCGGAAGUGAGUCCAUCCUCCCCACUGCACCCCCUCUCCGCCCCACCUCCCCCUGUUUCCGGUUCCGGUCCCGCAUCCCCAGUGUCGGAAGAUGUGGGGAAGAUGGCGGAGCUGCAGAUGCUGCUGGAGGAGGAGAUCCCCGCGGGUCGCCGAGCGCUCUUGGACAGUUACCACAACCUGGACCGGGUGGCCGAGUACUGCGAGAGCAACUACAUCCAGGCGACAGAUAAACAACGAGCUCUUGAGGAAACCAAAGCUUACACGACCCAGUCGCUAGCAAGUGUGGCCUACUUGAUCAACACCUUGGCAAACAAUGUCCUUCAGAUGCUGGAUAUCCAGGCAUCCCAGCUCCGACGCAUGGAAUCAUCAAUUAAUCAUAUCUCUCAGACGGUGGACAUUCACAAGGAGAAGGUUGCAAGAAGAGAGAUUGGUAUCUUGACAACCAACAAAAACACCUCCAGGACUCAUAAAAUCAUUGCUCCAUCUAACCCUGAGAGGCCUGUCAGGUACAUCAGGAAGCCCAUCGAUUAUGCUAUCCUGGAUGACAUCGGUCAUGGAGUGAAGUGGUUGCUUAGAUUUAAGGUCAGCACUCAGAAUAUGAAGAUGGGUGGGCUUCCACGGAGCACCCCACCCACGCAGAAACCGCCCAGUCCACCAGUGUCAGGGAAGGGCACUCUCGGUCGGCAUUCUCCUUAUCGUACACUGGAGCCUGUCCGCCCCCCAGUCGUCCCAAAUGACUAUGUACCAAGCCCAACUCGCAACAUGAGUUCCUCACAACAGCAGAGUCCAGUGCGGACAGCUUCCGUAAAUCAGAGAACAAGGACAUACAGCAGCAGUGGGAGCAGUGGGGGAAGCCAUCCCAGUAGCCGUAGUAGUAGCAGGGAAAACAGCGGCAGUGGCAGUGUUGGGGUUCCCAUCGCUGUACCAACUCCUUCUCCACCCAGUGUCUAUCCAGGCUCUGCUGGUACCCCUCCACCACCUACCACGCCUAAUCCUACUUCAAUCCCUGUUCCUCCUACUGCUCCAGUACCUGCUUCAACUCAAGGUUCUGUUCCUUCUGCAACCCCUACCCAUGUUCCAACACUGACCCCAGACUCCGUAGCAGGAGCUCAGCCCUUUGCUGAUGGCUUCAUCUCACCAUCUCUCCCUGCUGUCUCUUCCGCUCCUACUGCAGGACACACUCCUCAAUUCUACAGCAUGAAUCGACCAGUGCAGCGGCAGAAUCCUACCACCAUAGGAGGAUCUCUACCUGGCUAUCGGCGGCCACCCUCCAUGACCUCACAGGGUAAUGUCCAGAAUCAAGCCAAUGGGGGCCCAUACUACAGUCAGAACCAGGCAACUGAAUCGAGAGCGCCACUGGCCCCUCCGCCACCUUCUAUUCUGCAGGUCACACCUCAACUGCCGCUGAUGGGCUUCGUGGCCAGAGUUCAAGAUAACAUUUCAGACGGCUCCACUCCUCCUCCUCCUCCACCGGCUGAUGAUGUCGUGUUUGAUGAGUCACCACCUCCUCCCCCACCACCAGAGGAUUACGAGGAGGAAGAGACAGCUGUGGUAGAGUACAGUGACCCCUAUGCUGAGGAGGAUCCACCGUGGGCACCCAAGAACUAUUUGGAGAAAGUGGUUGCUAUCUAUGACUACUCAAAAGAUAAAGAAGAUGAAUUGUCUUUCCAAGAAGGUGCCAUUAUUUAUGUAUUGAAGAAGAACGAUGAUGGCUGGUAUGAAGGAGUGAUGAACGGAGUGACCGGUUUGUUUCCUGGCAACUACGUGGAAUCCAUUAUGCAUUAUGCAGAGUGACAUGCUAAAGGCAGCCCCCCGGCAGCUGCCCCCCUUCCUGCUGGUGCACUGUCGCACUCUGUGGCUUCCUGUCACGCUGGAAAAGGAACAAGCUGAUAUGAAGGAUUUGAGUAAACGACACACACAAAUAAUGACCUUGUUAUUCAACCAGGAUAGAGUGAAGUGGCAUUGUCUCUCAGGAGUUUGUUAUUCCUGCUGCCGGUGUAGGCUCCAGUGACUGUUGAACUCCAUUGCAAAAUGAGCUCUUUUUGUGUCUGUCUCGUGCGUGCGUGCAAGCGUGCACACACUCAACUCUCUCUGACUCCCUCUUCUGUGUAUUUCUAACAUGUACUGUCAUGCAUACAUCCCUGUCUUUGCCUCUCUCGCACACUACACGCUGGCACUCUGCCCUUCUCACACUCACUGCUUUUCUGAACUCUCACACAUAAACCUCUCUGUUUCACACGUGCACGCACGCAGUUUUUCUCUCUGUCUCCUAUGCACAAAAUCAUGUAAUGCAGUCAUUCCUGGUGUUAAGGGUUGACCGAUACAACCAUUACUACAGGGCAAGUCCCUUGCCACAUAAUGGUCCAAACAAAAUGCUUCUGUGAUUAUGCUUCCAUAUUCUGAAUUAAGCUGUCCAACCCUCUAAAUGCAAUCUGCAAGGAAAUUCUCAAAGCAGACAUUCUUCAAAAGCUCAAGGUAGUCAGCUGGAGAGUGUUUACUGGAAGCAAUAUUUUUAGAGUGCUGUGUUGCACAGACCUGUACAGGGUAUUCUGAAGCACAGUUCAUGCCUGUAUCCUUGGGUUGGUUGGCAGUCUGGCUACCAGCAUUUCAUUAAAUUUUGGCAAGUGUGUUUGGUUCUCAUCUGUAACUGAGAGAAACCACUGUAAGUACAAUUCCAGAUUCAACUGUUCCAAACUUGGGUCAUGCCUGGAGAGAACAAUUUAUUCUCGAUAACAUUUUGGUACAAUACACUGUGGAUACAGUCAUUUCACUGUAUUUCAUUCGAGUAGUGUAUUAGUGGGUACCGCUAUGUCAGUGUAUAACAGAUACAGUACUGGUGGAUACACAUGUGUCACUGAAUGACACUGGGAUGCUGUAUUUGGCAGAUAUGUGUUUGUCGCUGUAUAUCACUAGGGUACAUUACUGGAGGGUACAGAUCUGUCACUGUACAAUACUGAUCUGAGAACUGGUGGAUACAGUUCUAUCACUGAAUCACAUCAGAGUGUGUUUUCGUGGGGAACAGGUCUGUUAAGCAAAACAGUGGGGUGCAUUACUGCUGUGGACAGGUCCAUCAACCAACAUACUGGAGUGCAAUUCUAUGGGUAAGGUCUGUCAACUAUAACACUGGGGUACAAUACUAGUGGGUAUAGAGAUAGGAGAAAGUUCAUGGAAAUGAAUAUUAUAUGAGAAGUAUACUAUAUUCUAUUAUGUAUCUGAUUGUGUAUUUUGCACAGUGUUCUUGGUUGAAUAUGUUAAAUAAUAUUGAUAGCACUCCCAGCUGUUACUGCUGUUUUAGAGUCCAGGAUUGCUUUCAUAUUUAUUCUAAUUCAUUGACCAGUAUUUCUGAGCCAAGUUAAUACGAUGUACAAGUAGAAUUAGUGUUACCUUUUUUCAUGAAUGCUCAAGGUUUUAAAUUAUCCUGAUAUAAUUUUGACAUUUCCCAGUGUGUAUCACUGGGGCAGGAACCAAAAUAAGAAUGAGUUUGUAGCCAAGCUGCUAGGGCUUAAAAGGCUUCAUUUCUGCAAAAAUACAGGUAUGUUUUGGUCACUAGAUUGAACAUUUCACCUCUUUAUGGUAGAAAAAAAGUAGAAAUAGGAGCAGCAGUAGGCCAUAUGAUUUCUUGGUUCCGCUCUGCCAUUAAGUUUACUAGGCUGAUGGGAUCCUGAGCAUUAUAAAUAGAAGUGUAGAAUACAAAAGCAGGGAACAUGUGAAGAAGCUCUAUAGAACCCUGAUUUGGCCUAAGCUGGUGUGUUGUGUCCAGCACUGGCAAAGCACUCUGGACAGGGUGCAGAGAGAUUUGUGAGAAUAUUCUGAACUGAGGGUCUUUGAUUGCAAGGGUAGUUUGAAGAAGCUGAGAUUGUUCUUCUUGAAGGGGCUGGGGGAGGUUGGAGAUGUGGUGGAAGUCUUCAGGAAGAGGAGUCUAGAUCAUGAAAUUAGAGAAAUGUUUCCCAUUGGUAGGGAGACUAAGUGAAUGGCAAAGAAAGUCAGUUAUAUGAUUGGUUAUGUGUCAUAACUAUUCUAUUAUUACAAAUUGUUCAUCUUACAACAACACUACUAAAAAGCGUAGGGGAAAUGUAUCUCAGGGUUUUGAAGUGAUAUUGUUGACCCUCAGCGAUUAAUUUCACCUUAAGGCAAACAAACCUAAGGCUAGUAUUGGAUAGAUGAAAAAGCAGGUCAGUUCAUUGGGAGUAAAAUACCCUGGCUGAAAUUUGCCAGCUUCUGUCUUACUCUAUGCAGCUCUAAGUAGUUUUCAGCGCAGUCAGGAAUAGGUAGCUACAGUCAGCCUAGGGUUGCUAUUCCUGUUCAACUCCUGAUUGACCCUGUUAGAAUGUGUCUGUAUUGGCAAAGUAGAAGAGGAUGGAGGUUCAGGAAUUGAAAUUGAAUAAAUGGACGUUUGGCUGUUUUGCAAACUGAAUGCUUGUCGAGAUCUAUGAAACAGCCAUUACUGAAGUAUGUUUCAUCAUUACAGAUUAUAGCAACUAAUUGGGAAAUGGAAUCAGAUCUUGUACCUGAAUUCCUGAUUCUAAGUGGUUAUUUCCUGCAUUCAGAGGGAGAAAACUGCUGAGAAUCACACAACAACUUGUGCUGUUGGGGAGAUCAUCCGGAAGUUAGUUGGAGUUAUUUGGUCACUGCUCCAUUAUGAUAUGUAGCAGUACCAUUUCUUGCAGAAUGCCAACACGAUUUUCCUGGAAUCUUAGAUUAGUGUCCAGGACCACAUCUGAUCAGUUCAGAGAAAAGUUACAGGUAUGUUGAACAUGUUAACCUUCGCGUGACAUGAGUAACCAAGAUUUUGCUCAUCUUUUGAGGUGAAAAUACUAAAAAGCCUCACUUAUAAGUGGGUAGAGUUGAUAUUCUGGCAAAAAGAACUAAUGGGCUCAAAGUUGUUCUUCAUCAGAACUGAGCUUGUAAUCUGAUUUUUGACUUCCAUAAUUGCUCUAAAUUUUUAAGUAGCAAUUUUCAAUUUCCAGAUUUCAUAAUCAAUACCUUUGGUGAGAAUGGGUGCAAAAGGCACUGGCAAUAUGUGUGCAUUUAUGUCUGUCUAUUGCACACCAUAAUAAAUAUUAAAUGGGCAGAGUUAAUUAUGGAUAGUCAGUGUGCAUAUUUGAGUAAUAAUAUUUGUACCUUAGCCUCAUUUUUCAGGAUAUUGGAAAUCUUAAAAGAUAUGAAACAACUGCCUGAGGGUGUAACUCCACUAAAACUCCCAAUACUUUAUAAAGUGAACAUGGCUGCCUGGCCUUGUAGUACUGGUCCCUUCUGUUGUAUCGGUCUACCCUUUGGUUUCUUGUGUAUCAUGCAGUACUAAUGUAUAGAUAUCCUCACUGGUUUUAUGCAUCAUUUUGUAAGAUUUUAUUUCUUCCUUUGGGUUGGCUAAGACGCUGUGUAAAGAAUAUUGACUAGAGCCUGAUGUACAAGAAUCUGUGUCUGUAAUGUUUGAAUAGACUGCAUGCUGUAAUCCCUGUCCUGAAGCUUGCUUUUAUUUCUCACAUUGUCCCCCUUUUAAGACUAAACUUUGUUAUUUCCUUUUGCAGGUGGACAAGAGAUGUUUUGUUCUGUAUGCCCCAUUCUGGCACAGGAGUGUAGGGUUUUUAGCUGUGUGAUGGAGCAGCAACUUGGGACACUGCCAAAUGCCCCCAUCAUCGUGCUGCCAAAUGCCCCUUCAUUGAAGUGAGCACACAUUCCAAGGCAAUAAAUCUAGAAGAAACUUGCACAGUGGCACUGAUUUCUUCGUCAAGUGAGCAUUUUGUCUCCCUCCCAUUUUUCUUGGAUUUCUGAUUCUCCCUUGUUGGACUAUACCUGUCUGUCCAACCCCCUUUCUCCAGUGCGUGACUUCAAUGCUUUGUUUGAAAAGGGGUCAGAAGAUCUUUUGUGUGCCAGCCUUCUCCUUGAUCCGGUACUGCUUUCAGCACCCUCCCUUCACUGCUCCAAGAGUUUUAUUCAUUAUUUACUCCCUGUGGGGGUAGUAAUGGGGUUCGCAUUCAUGGCUAAAAUGCUAAGAUUCCCAAAGUGUGUCAGUAACAGUGGUCACAUGCCAGAUUGAAUUGUACCCCAUUGAUUUUGACCUGGGUUGAUUUGACCUCAGUGUAAUGCUUCCUGGUCUAAGAAGGGUUUUCAUUGGGUUCAUACAGUCAGAGUUCACUUGACUCAGAUGACAAGUGCAUCAGUCAGUAAAGUACAAGAGGCAUUUGAACCAGAAGACACCGAGUUUCUGUUGCGUGAUAGAGGUCUCUGGACUCUUGGGCUAAGGAGGGGGAGUUCUUAAUAGUUGCUGAUUGCUAUCCUGUCACUCCUACCAGACAUUUGCGCAGGUUAGUUAAGGUGAUGGUUACGUGUGCCUAUUCUGCACCCUCAACUCACACACAAUGGGUCAGUUGGGGUUAAGCUGAAUUUCUCAAGGUUUCUGUCCCUUUCAUCCCUCACCAGAAUCAUACAGGAGAGGGAAAAUUUAAGGAUCCAGGAAUGAUCUUUCUGGGAAACUGUAACAAUUAGUUUCAUUUCCCAACUGGGCAUGUUUGUCCCUGUGAUUCAGAUUUCUCGCGUUUAGCACAACCCACCUAAUCAGAAAACACUGUAGUAAGUAGUAAAGGGUAAUUGGUGAAAUUUGGAGAUCAGUGAGAUCGAGCACCACUGGAAAGCCGAAACCUGAAAUAGCAGAUCCCUUAAAAUGUCACAGGUACUGGGAACAGCGAAUAUGUUAGAACUUAGAGGUUUUCAGUUUUACUGAGGUUCUACUGUACUGGUCUGCAGAGCAUUUGGAAACUAUCCAUUCUCUUUGUAAAAAAAAAAGAGAAAAAUCAUGACAUCCUAAGUUGUUGGGGACAUAUUGCUAUCCAUUUCAUAACCAUCUGCCAAUGGCUCAGCCAGUUGCUAGGAGAUGUCUUUUCCCUCCAAAGGGGGGAUUUUAAGAUUUGGGGCAAGUUUUUUACACGGAAGAUGGUUCAUGUGUGGAAUGACCUUCCUGAAAAAGUGUGGAUGUGGGUACUACUACGUUUAAGACAUUUGGAUAAGUACAUCAAUAGGAAAGGUUUGGAUGGAUAUGGGCUAGGAGCAGGUAGGAGGGAUUAGUCUAGUUUGGGGUUAUAUUCGGCAUGGACCGGUUGGAGCGAAGGGACUUUAUCCACACACAUAAAGUGUGUGUGUUGUGUAAAUAAACAGGCUGAAAUGCCAUUUGCUGCAACCAUGCAGCAAUUCAUGGUUGAAUAGACCCCUGAUGCACAGAUGAGAGACAGCCUCCAGUAGACGCCACACAUCUGUUCAAGUCAAUCUAACACAGCCCCUAUGUCCUUCUACACAUUUCCAUGCAGGUCUAACAGUCAACACUGGAUAGUACACUGGAGUGAGCACAACACCUUCCUUGAAGCUAUAAUUCGUUUUUGACUUGAGACAACAAAAAAGGAAGCAGAAAACCUCAGGCUUGUUGGGAAAUUCAGUUUUCUUGUGAUUGGAGAAAUUAAAGAAUUAACACUUUUUAAAAGCAGCAUCGUAGACAAACUGUUAGAGUAAUAGCUAUAGCUAGUAAAAAAAAUUGUUUUCUGUGACAACUAGGAUGAUCAAAAGAACUGUGAACCUAGCCAUUUUUACAAUUAAAUUUAAAUGAGGUAUCAAGGACUCUGGUUUUUCAUGAAAAAUAUAACAACAUCAUCUGCUUUGAACAGGAAAACUACUUAGUGAUUUUUUUGUGCGGAAGGGUAGUAGGAAUUUUGCAUAAGGAAGACCCCAACCAAAUACAUCCUCUGUAAGGAGGCUGAGAAGGUAUGCUAUGAUCCAUUGCUCAUUAAUGCAGCCAGUUCAGCUGAAAAUAAGCUUUGACUGGGUGUGUUGGAAGUUCAUGGUAUGAAGGGUCAGGAGGUCAGUCAACCAAGGGUCCAUGCUUGUUGUAGGGAAGACACUGGUUGAUUUAAUUGCUGGCACCAAACUUAGAUCUUCUUCUUUCUCCUUCUAAUGGGUGGGGACAUGGCUGUAUAUUUUCUGUGCCUGCAAGAAUAAAGUUUUGUGAAUUAACUGUAUCCUGUGUAUAAGAAAUGAAUAAGUUUAAAGGCUUUGAGUCUUAAAUAAUAAAAAGAUGUGACUGGAAUGUUUAAAGCAUGUUUAUAGUGACCUGCACAAAUAUUGAACUUUAUUUACAUAAAAUGUUGCAUGACUGGGUUUUAAUUGAA